GGGGAAGCGGGCGCAGGCCUGGCCUGCCCGCCCCGCCGCCGUGGGGCGGGGCAGAGGACACUCACGGCCUUUACGAGCCCUCCGUAAACAAAUUCCGUGGAAGCGGAAUCUCGCAGACCGCGGACCAUCUGUCAGGACGGUGAUGGGCAGAGCAGGUCGUAGAUGAGGGAGGAAGGUCAGUGCUCGCGGCCCUCGUCUGGGUUGCGUCCCAGAGAAAUUUACUGAUCAACUCUGGAAGAUGAAGUUUGGGAGGCUCGGCGUUCAGUGAUCCGUUUUGAUGGUAGCAAACUGUUCAUCGGACAUGUGAGGAAUCCAUAAAACUCUUCAACAAAAGGGAGCCAUGACUUUCAAAACGCACCUGGGACAAGAGAGGGCAUUCCGCACCGUUGUGGUUUUACUGGCCUAUUUGGUAUGUAGAGUGAUUUGCGAAACAGGAGACUGUAGACAGCAAGAAUACAGAGAUGGGUCUGGAAAUUGCGUUCUCUGCAAGCAAUGUGGGCCAGGCAUGGAGCUGUCUAAGGAAUGUGGCUUUGGCUACGGGGAGGAUGCCCGGUGCCUGACAUGCCGGCCGCACCGGUUCAAGGAGGACUGGGGCUUUCAGAAAUGCAAGCCGUGCCUGGAGUGCGCGGUGGUGAACCGCUUCCAGAAGGCCAACUGCUCUGUCACCAGCGACGCCGUCUGCGGGGACUGCUUGCCAGGAUUUUAUAGGAAGACAAAACUCGUCGGUUUUCAAGACAUGGAGUGUGUACCUUGCGGGGACCCCCCGCCCCCUUACGAGCCACACUGUACCAGCAAGGUCAACCUCGUGAAGAUCCCGUCCACGGCCUCCAGCCCGCGGGACACAGCCCUGGCGGCCGUGAUCUGCAGCGCCCUGGCCACCGUCCUGCUGGCCCUGCUCGUCCUCUGUGUCAUCUAUUGUAAGAGGCAGUUCAUGGAGAAGAAACCCAGCUGGUCUCUGAGAGCACAGGACAUUCAGUACAACGGUUCUGAACUGUCAUGUUUUGACAGACCUCAGCUCAGCGGAUCUGCUCCCAGACCGUGUUGUAAAUGUCACCGGGACUCGGCCCAGACCUGCGGGCCGGUUCACUUGAUUCCCUCCCUGUGCUGUGACGAGGCCUGCAGCAUCGACCGGGUGACUCUGGGCUGUAGAGUGCAUUCCAAGACCACUCUUCAGGAGAGACACGCAGGUCCGGUGGGGGAGACCAUGCCCACUUUCUUCGGGUCCCUUUCAAGGUCCAUCUGUGGCGAGUUUUCCGAUGCCUGGCCUCUGAUGCAGAACCCCGUCUGUGGUGACGACCUCUCUUUUUGUGACUCUGAUCCUGAACUCACUGGAGAAGACGUUCAUCCUCUCAGUCCGGAAAACCACUGCUCAUUCUCCUCGGAUUCAGACAGUCGUCAGGAUUCGGUUGGUGGAGCUGUUCCAAUUCAAGCUCGUCCUGAAAACUUGACAGAUGCCGCUGAUUUCUCUAGACCUCACAGCUCACUGACGGAAUCAGUGCUAACUCAGGCUACACUGCCUGCCAGAAGCCAGCUGCAUCAGGAGAGCGGCGACAUGAUCGGCCUGACCGCUCAGACGUCCCUCCAGGAGAAGAAUCCGGAUGGAACCCAGCAGGCACUUACUCCUCCGCUUGGGCUUACGGACUGAGCACUGUCUGGACCUUGCAUGGCUUCUGGAGGGAAAGAAAAUAAAUCUGAACCAAACUGAUGGCGUUUUAAGCCUUUCAACCAGUUGCUUCUGAGCCAGACCAGCUGUAAGCCGAAACGUCAAGGAAUAACAAGCAAAGACUCCAGGCACUCACGAUACUUUGCAUCUUUCCUGAACAAGAAGCUUCUAUGCCACAAGCGAGACUUCAAAGACUGAUGGGUUGAGUUUGCAGCCUACGAGAUUAUGAGCAUGUAACAAGAAACAGAAGUGGAUUCAUGCGUAUUUGCAUGGCGAAUGUGGUCUUACCAGACGGAAGACCCAGGGUGUAAGUUUUCGCUGACGUUUGCUCUCCAGAAAUAAUUUCAUAUAGCCGCUUACCCUGUUAAAAGUCAACGUCAGAUUGGUUUCCUUAGUUUUUAUGGAGAGUGGUUCCAAACUGAGCGCGCGUAUUUGAGGAAGCUCACGUUUUCGUCGUCUGAUUAGUUUAGGAGGUAAGAACGGACUUGCACGCCACCUGCCUACAUCAUGGGUCUGUUAGGUGAAGUGAACUGGCCCGACUAGGUAUCAGGAGAGCAAGUCUUUGCUGGAGUCGACACGAGUAACCUCGGCCACUGGUCUCAGGGGCCCUGCUAGACCCAGUGUCGAGAGGGCCCGGGCUGGGAACGUGGUCUUUUCACUGAUUACCCGCCUUGCAAACCACUGAGCACACCUAUCCUAGAGACUUGUGUGCACUGAUUAACAUACUUCUGCGGAAAUCAGUCGGUCGGAAGCAUUUGUUACUUCUGUCCCUGUGACUGGGCUCAAAAGAUCCAGAAGCUGUCCUUUACACAAAAGUGGUAUUUGUAAAGAUAAUGUUCUUUUUUUUUUCCUUCCCAUCCUCCUCACCCGCCAGUGUCCUGCCUCUGACAACCACCAGUCUGUUCUCUGCACCUGUGAGUUGGG
Panthera uncia (snow leopard) is the source of this 2587-nucleotide messenger RNA. It is a transcript of the gene TNFRSF19, whose product is annotated as TNF receptor superfamily member 19. Gene Ontology annotation, biological process: positive regulation of canonical NF-kappaB signal transduction; positive regulation of JNK cascade. The transcript has 10 exons. Bases 341 to 1645 code for a protein of 434 amino acids. Gene Ontology annotation, molecular function: protein binding; signaling receptor activity. Gene Ontology annotation, cellular component: plasma membrane. NCBI's taxonomy places the organism in Eukaryota, Metazoa, Chordata, Mammalia, Carnivora, Felidae. The record is from RefSeq and is a predicted model, not a curated record.